GCACUGACUGACAGAACAGGCCAAGCUCUGCUCUGAGAGGCCUUGACACCUUCCCCAGGGGGCUGGAGACGUGUGUCCUCGGCCACCACGUCCAAAGCAGUCCAGGGGGACAGCCCUUGGGCGCUGCCUCGGCCCGGUCCCGCAUCGCCGUCAGAGGCCCGGGGCCGCAAAGCGUCCCCAGGUGUGGCAGGGCGGAGCGGGGCCGCCCGGCGGGGGGGGUGACAGCCGCGCAGGUGACAAUCAGCCCGUCGCCCUCCCCCGGCCAGGGCGAGCAGGCGUUAAAUCGUGAGGAAUCGCUUCAGGACCGGCCCCUGAAGCCUGGAGCCGUCGGACAUGGAGCCCUUGUUACAAGUAGGAGCUGUGCCUCCUGUCCUUUGCAGAACACACUGAAAAGUAUCAGUUCUGCACCUUUGUACUGAAGUGCAGGCUAUCCGAUGCACUCUGGUGAACUGUAGUUGCCAGUGUUUCAAACCUGGGAAAAUAAAUCAGCGACAAUGUGACCAGUGCCGGCAUGGAUGGGUAGCACAUGCCCUGAGCAAAUUAAGGAUUCCCAACCUCUAUCCAUCAAGCCAGGUAGAAAUAGUUCAAUCCAAUGUUGUCUUCGAUAUCAGUAGCCUCAUGCUAUAUGGAACCCAAGCCAUUCCCGUACGCCUUAAAAUUCUGCUAGAUAGACUUUUCAGUGUUCUGAAGCAGGAAGAAGUGAUACAGAUUCUCCAUGCUCUGGAUUGGACACUACAGGAUUAUAUACGUGGAUAUGUGCUACAGGAUGCUUCAGGAAAGGUACUGGAUCACUGGAGCAUAAUGACCAAUGAAGAAGAACUGGCUACUUUGCAGCAAUUUCUUCGUUUUGGAGAAACUAAGUCCAUUGUAGAGUUAAUGGCAAUUCAGGAGAAAGAAGGUCAAUCAAUUAUAAUACCACCACCAGCUGCUAAUUUGGAUAUUAGGGCAUUCAUAGAGAGCUGCAAUCAACAUAGUCCUAAUUUUUCUGCUUCCUUGGACAAAAUGAGCCCCACUAACAUUCAUCCCUUUGAGAAUAUUGUAAAUAACAUGGCUUUCAUGUUGCCAUUCCAGUUUUUCAGUCCAGUGCCUCCACCUUUGAUAGGUUCACCACCAGAAAGACACUUGAUUGAUCAAGGUCAAGACCAUAGCAAUGAAACUAAACAAGAUGUUCAUAUACCAUUUUCUGAAAGCAGCUUCUUAACUUCUAGUUCUGCACCAUUUCAAGUUGACAAUGAGAGGAGCAUAAAUGGUCCAGAUGUCACCACUAAAACAGAAGAUGAUGCCCUUUUAAGUGAUUCCAGUUCACAUAAUACAGCAGCAAAGCUUGAAAUGACAGCACUAUCUCCAGAAACCAAAAUGAAAUCUGUUGAAAAAAAUGGCACUGGGCCAAGGAAAGGGCGUGUUUUCUGCACUGCAUGUGAAAAGACAUUUUAUGACAAAGGUACUUUGAAAAUACAUUAUAAUGCUGUUCAUCUGAAGAUAAAGCACAAAUGCACAAUUGAGGGCUGCAAUAUGGUAUUUAGCUCUUUGCGUAGUCGAAAUCGUCAUAGUGCAAAUCCUAACCCCAGACUCCAUAUGCCAAUGAAUAGAAAUAACAGGGAUAAAGAUCUCAGAAAUGGUUUGACCCUUGCUGGACCUGGAGAUAGUAAAAGGACAGAAUUUACAAUUUUAACUCCAGAUAGCAGAACUAUUACCAGCUAUGCCAGCUCUUGUACAGACGCAAAGGGUCAGGCUGGAUUUCCCAGUAUUGGACAGAAUGGUGUCCUCUUUCCAAACCUAAAGACAGUACAGCCUGUUCUUCCUUUUUAUCGUAGCCCAGUUACACCAGCUGAGCUUGCUAAUACUCCAGGUACUCUUCCUUCUCUGCCUCUCGUUUCUUCCUCAAUACCAGAGCAGCUUAUUUCAAAUGAAUUGCCAUUUGACAUGCUACCUAAGAAGAAAUCUCGUAAAUCAAGUAUGCCUAUUAAGAUAGAGAAAGAAGCUGUUGAAACACCUAAUGAAAGUAGUGAUGUUGCCAGUUCUGAAGAUGAUACACGUCUGCAAGUGGUAAGCGAUGGAGAGCUUGAGUCCUGUGAGCAUAAGAUAGAGAAGCGGGUGACCGACAGGGUGGAAAAUCACCCCCAUUCAGGUAAUUCAUGGAAAUCUGUCUCUGGGGUAGAGGGCCCAAAGUAUUUUGAAUCUGUCUUUGCGCCAGAUAACAAAUACAUCAAGGAUAUCUCUGAAAAUGAAUUGCAUCACUGUGAGAAAGAGGUUAAACCAGAAGAAAACCAACCAUUAAAAAUAGUUCCCCAUGAGAUUAUAUAUGAAGAUCCAAAACACCACCACAAUGAUGUUAUAAAACCAAUGACUGAACCCCCCAUGUAUAUUAAAGAGCAGUCAAAGCGCAGGAUUCCUAAAGAUGACUGCCCUGAAUUGCAACACCACUUGCUGACCGGGGGCUUUUUCAGCACUUUGUCAAACAGGGGUGCUGCCAUUCCUUGUUUUGAAGACUCUAAAGAUAUGGAUCAUGUCAGUCAACAUGCACUAGGGAUUCAGAAGGAAGAAAGCCGCUUUCAUUGUGACAUCUGUAAGAAGACUUUUAAAAACCCUUACAGUGUAAAAAUGCAUUUUAAAAAUGUACAUCUCAAAGAAAUGCAUAUUUGCACAGUUGAGGGCUGUAAUGCUGCUUUCCCUUCUCGUAGAAGUCGAGACAGACAUAGUUCAAACCUAAAUCUUCAUCAUAAGCUUCUGACUAAAGAUACACUGGAAUUCAACAACCAUUUCAAUGCAGCAUACCUCUUGAAAGACAUGGCUAAGGAGUUUUGUCAAGAUGUCUCUUUAAAACAACAUGUUGGACAUACUUCUGUAAUCUUCAAAGGAAUGAACAGAACAGGCAGCUUGGUUUUUCCAAUGAGCAAAAUUAGAGAACCCUGUUCUGAGAGUUACGGAUAUGAUCCAUUGAAUGAUGGAGCUGUUCUGGAUCUAAGCACUACUUCCAGCAUUAAAUCUGAGAGCAGUGCCCAUUCUUCUUGGGAUUCUGACGGAGGAAGUGAAGUGUGCACCAUGCCCUUGGAUGAUAGUGAUGAAAGCUGUGAAGGACCCAGCCUAAUGCCUAACGAUGAACUCUACCAAGACUGUACUUUAAUUGAGAAAGCUAAUCAGAACUUUAUAAAUUUACCUUCCAGUUUGCCAAUAACUUGUCAUAUAUGUCAAAAAACUUACAGUAAUAAGGGAACUUUCAGGGCUCAUUACAAAACUGUGCAUCUCCGCCAACUCCACAAAUGUAAAGUCCCAGGUUGCAACACAAUGUUUUCAUCUGUUCGCAGUCGGAACAGGCACAGUCAAAACCCUAAUCUGCACAAAAGUCUGGCUGGGUCACCAACUAGCCUACAGUAAGAUCAUGCUGAUCUGACUCUGUUUCUGCUAGGAAUUAAUCAUUUCAAUUAAGGAAUGUGUUAAAAAUAGUUUUGUUUAAACUCAUUUGACUUCUAGCCCACUCAACAACCACGGUCAAAUUCUUUUCUUCCUUGUGUGCUCUCCGGCAGUUUUAUUUAGCAAAGCUUGGUGCCAUAGAUUUUGUGCAAUUGUUUAGUUUGACGUAAAGUAGCUAGUGCUUCUGCAAGGAAAAGAAAGCAGUUUUGAAAUGGGGAAGAUAUGGAGUCACUCACUAAAGUAUUUCUGAUACCUGUGAAGUAUUAUUUGCCACAGUAGGAACUUCAAAUGAGAACUGUCAUCCUUUUUGUUUACAUGUAAAAUGAGUUGUUGUGUUGUGUAAGAAAUGAGUAACAAUUGCGUUGUUUCCUCUGGUUGGGUUGAGAGUUUUGGGGCUACCAUUUCAUUCCUGAGACCUUAGUCUGAAGCUGACUUGCAGUAUUAAUUGAACAUGGUAUUUGCAGUUUACUGUAUCCUGGAAUCUAAAAGAUAAAAUGCAAAUUUCGGAAGACUUGGCAUACAGUCCAAAUCUUCUGAAAUCCUGUAGUCCUUACUCUUCAAGUUGGCAUUUCACUUGAAUCCAGUUUGCAAUAUUUUGCCUUUUUUAAGAUUUAAUACCAUUUGUUUUGCAAAAGGAGAGGCUAUUUAACUUGGCAGGGUUGCCUGAUUAACUCUGAGAGAUUCUGAUAGAUUGUAGUGGCAGAAAGAAAGCAGGUAAGAAAAAUUUCUGAACUGCAGCAAAUGUAUCUGUGAAAUAGGGGAAAAAUAAUUUAAAAUGCACUUUUUGAGUUUCCUCUUUCAGGAAGAGAAAACGUUUUGUUUAAAAUGGGGGGAAAAAGAGAAAUAUAAACUGUUUUUAAGAGUUUGAAGUUGCAAUUCUAAGCCUUUGAGAGACAAAGAUAAAAUGGAUGCAGUCGAUACCUUUCAUGAUACAUCACUUAUUGUUUCUCUUACUGGUGGUGGAAAACACAAGUUGAUCUUUGUAAUGGUAGAAUGCUUAUUCUCGUUCACAUCUCUUUUUAUGAGAACAUUGUUCAAUAUCUGUUAAAAUGUUUAAUAUCCUUGUACUUGUCCCUGUAAUUAACAGUAUUCUGCAUUAUGUUCUAUGCACUUAAGAAGACUGGUCUUGCAUUGUAUUUAAAAAAAAAAAAAAAAAAAACAACUUCAAUAUUUAAUUUGUAGUCACAUCAUACAAAUGCUGUGUAUGUUCUUGUGGUGCAUCUUCUUUGACUGAAUAAUUCCCAGACAGAAGAAAAAAUACUAAAGCAAGUCUUACAAUAAUUUUUUUUAAUUCACCAGUUGAAAUGGCUCAAUCAGUUGUAGUAUGCAAGCAUGAUAUUGACAGCACAACCUGUACAUAUUAUACCAAAGUGCUUACAGUAUUUGUGGUUUCUAGAACUAGUCUAGUUUUCCAGUAUAACUGGAUCUUAGUCCUUAUUCAUUUUUGUGACUGAAUAAAAAUAGACUGAGUUUCUGGAUUUAGUAUGUAUGUAGAAAGACUAGUACAAUGCUAUUGCCAUAUGUCUUGAUGUUUAACUUAUUCUAAAAUAUACUAUGGUAUUGUAACCAUUUCAUAUUGUAUAAAGAAAACAAAAGUGGACUGAAUAUUUCACUAAUUCUUUUGAAAACUGGUUUGUGUGUGAGUAUGGGUUAUGCAAGGAAAAAACAUGACACAGUUGUAAAUGUUUGUGCUCAGUAGAAAUGGUUUCCAUGCAUUGUGUAAAGUAAUCUUCUAUUUUUUUAAUUUACAGUAGGUUUAUGUGAUAUUUAAAAUAAUCCAUUUGUGCUUGAAACUAUUAUCCUGGGGGAAGCUGUCCCAUUGCUUUGGGUUUGUUUUUUUUGUGUGUUUUGGCAGGAGGGUCAGUGUUUUGGGUUUUGUUUGUUUUAAAUGAGACCUCGUAUUAGUGGCGAUCGUGGAUUGAAAGCUAAGGGCACAAUCGUAGGAGACACAAUUGCUCCCAGCCUUUUGAUAGUGUAAAUCAAUGAUUUGUUAUACAGCUAUUUCAAGCUCUUUUUAUAUAUGUAAAUAUAUAUAAACCUAUUUGUUUAAUCAUAAACGGUGUUUUUUUGAAACAGUGUGAUGUAAACUAAUGCUGUAAUGCCCAUUAAUAUAGCUUUCACUGUGUCCAAAAAGGAAACACAUUUGUAUAUCCUAACAAUUUUGUAUGUGUUAAUAAAAGCAAAUAAUAAUGCCUCUGGUUGAUUCAGAAAAAUAGGCUUUUGUGACUGGAAAAAAAAAAUCAUUAUUCUUCAUUUUCAUUUAAAAAAUGAUAAUCGUGAAAAAACAUUCCCACUGUGGAGAGCACUGUUUUGACAGUGGUACUAACUUAUUCCAUAGUAAGGAAGUGUCAUUAUUGUAAUGAGCCAGUAGAGAUGAUAUAAUAAAUGUUGCCAGAUAUUUCAUUGAUUUUUUUUUUUCCUUUGAGCAGUAGGCAAGGGGAGACAUUAGUUUAAGUGUUAUCAACUAAAUAGAAGGUAAAUAUCAUUGGGAACUAUGUUAAGAUAAA
Molecule: messenger RNA, 5918 nt
Organism: Cygnus olor (mute swan)
Lineage: Eukaryota; Metazoa; Chordata; Aves; Anseriformes; Anatidae
Gene: BNC1
Product: basonuclin 1
Exons: 6
Coding region: 619-3375 (918 amino acids)
Biological process (GO): regulation of transcription by RNA polymerase I
Cellular component (GO): nucleus
Source: RefSeq, a predicted model, not a curated record